Blepharisma stoltei is the source of this 501-nucleotide messenger RNA. The record is from the annotation of a GenBank genome assembly. Lineage: Eukaryota; Ciliophora; Heterotrichea; Heterotrichida; Blepharismidae.
AUGGGCCUUUUGCCAGAUUCAAGCGAUUUCUCUAUAAUUUUAUAUAAGAAAAUUCUAUGCAAACUAUGCCACAAUUUUUCAAAUUUAGAAGAGCCAUCUCUCUUUUGCAUUCUAAAAAAUCCAUCAAAAAAAGAAAUUGAAGAGAAAUUAAAAAAUCUCGAAGAAGAAAAAGAGUAUAAAGGGGGAAAUUUAUUGUAUUGUGAAAAUUGCUCGGCAAACAGGGAAAUGGUAAUGAGCACCUUUGGCAUAAAUAUACCAAACAUUUUUGUAUUUUAUAUUGGGAAUGUGUUGGGCAAAAGAGCUCAAGGAGCUUAUAAUUUCUUUUAUUGUGGUGAUAAAUUUGAGCUAUAUGGGGUAAUAUGCUAUUAUAAUAGUGGGUGUAGGCAUUAUAUUGCAUAUACAUUAGAUAAUGCAGAGUGAAUGCAAUAUAAUGAUGACCAUAUUAGCUACUCAUCACCUGAUUUUGAGCAUGCUUAUAUGUUAUUUUACAAAAAGACAUAG